CCCGCCGCCACCGCCACCUCCUCCCGUACCCGCCCCCUCCCGAUCCAGUCCUCUCCCUCCCACCCCCGACCUCGCCGUCCUCCCUCCCCUCCCCGCAUCUCCCGGCCACCUCUACGCCCGAGGAGAUCGAGCGAGCGACCUCGCUGUCCUUGCAGCCUCCUCCCACGAUUCCCCGCACCCGAGCCCCACGAGAGGAGCUCCUCCUGUGGUUUUGCACGCCGCCGCCGGCGACCACCAGCCACAACUUGCCGGGGCCCGCAGAUGAGUGCCACCCUUCUUCCGGUGCUAUCCUUCUUCCUCCUUUUUCUCUCUCACACAUCUCAAUUUCUCUCUUUGUCUCAAACAGUGCACUCUGCCGCCAUGGACGCUCGCGUCCCCGACCUUGCAACGUGCCGCCCCGAUGCCAAGUCCCUCCUCGCCGUUCCUGUGCCGCCAAGCCGAAGCCUCGCCCAAGUCCAAGAGUCGCCGCCGUUUGCCUCCUCGCCAUGGCAUCCCCUGCUUCAUUUGCUUCACGGACAGAGCUCCGUCUCCGUCAACGUGUCCUCUCGCCGUCUCUGUUCGCUGUCGGGCUCGAUCGACUCCAGCAACACCCCCACAGACAAGGUGGUGAACCCGCUGUUCGAGAAGAGGCCGAAGUAGUUCGGCACCGGUGGCGCCCUGCAGCCAAAGAAGGACCUCCACCGGUUCGUCAAGUGGGCCAAGGUCAUGCGCAUCCAGCGCCAGCGCCGCAUCCUCAAAUAGCGCCUCAAGGUGCCCCGGCGCUCCAUGAGUUCACCCGCACCCUCGACAAGAACCUCGAAGUACAUGCGACGUCCAGUGUCAACGAUGAUGCGGACCAUAUGUUCAACUACAGCUCCAUCCAUUGCAUCGACACAAAGAUGUUUUGCAUCAACCUGUCAUUGCUAAGGGAGAAGCGGGACUUGGAGAAGAAAUCUUUCCAUUAAGCAGAUUACAUGUUUGGUUGCUGUAAAGUACCAGAUAGGCUAGCUAGUUCUAUUUUUUUAACUAUCCUGGAGUAUUUCAGCAGCUGUACGCUUGAAUACAACAUGAUGUAGGUUGCUUGGACCUGUAUAAAAUACGGAUGUGACGGAAAUUUGUAGAAUGUGUGAUUUGAGAUAUUUCUGUAACACUCAGCUAAUUGGUAGUAACUUGAUUCAUAUUUUUAUUCAAGCUAGUUUGAAAA
Messenger RNA from Aegilops tauschii subsp. strangulata, 1183 nucleotides. RefSeq lists its product as uncharacterized. Lineage: Eukaryota; Viridiplantae; Streptophyta; Magnoliopsida; Poales; Poaceae. The record is from RefSeq and is a predicted model, not a curated record.